Messenger RNA from Salvia miltiorrhiza (redroot sage), 1484 nucleotides. RefSeq lists its product as uncharacterized. NCBI's taxonomy places the organism in Eukaryota, Viridiplantae, Streptophyta, Magnoliopsida, Lamiales, Lamiaceae. Gene Ontology annotation, molecular function: protein binding. The record is from RefSeq and is a predicted model, not a curated record. The transcript is spliced from 2 exons. Bases 217 to 1302 code for a protein of 361 amino acids.
UAGUGUAUUUCGGUUUGGGCGAGAAAAUUCAUUUACUUCGCCGCUGCAUUUUACACAGUAGACAGAAAAUAGAAAAGCUGAAAUGUCUCGGCGGCGCCGCUGCUGCUCCGACUGCAGCGUUUUCGGAUACCCAUUCCGACAUUCUUAUUAGAGAAUCGUAGGCAGAUGAUAGACAUUUGAAGUCGGGCUUAUUAUUUCCGGAGGUGUAUAAAGGGGAUGCCAACAAACAUAGGGUCCCUCCCCACAGACCUAUUGUUCGAAAUCCUCCUCCGUUUGCCGGCCGAUCAUCUCUACGAGAGAGUGAGGCUCGUGUGCCGGCGGUGGUACCACAUUAUCCAUUCUCAUGCCUUCAUCAACGCGCAGAUGCACGGUGCUACCUGUGGACUCCUCCUAUCACCCCUAAAUGAUAAUAAUACUCUGCCACUUUAUGUAACAGCUGACGCAGAUGGUGGAAUCCACACAUCUGAGCUAAAUCACAUCUCCAAAUUGGGAGUUCUUGCUACCUGCAACGGUUUGGUUCUGGAGUUGGACGACAGACGCUUCCCUCGUCUUGUGAAUCCUACAACAAAGCAGUCAUUCCUCCUCCCUCGAGGCGUGUCCUAUGCCGUGGUCGAGUAUGGUUUUGCAUACUCUGCAGCUUCCUUGGUGUGUAAAGUGAUUGCACAGCACAAUGUUUUCCACUCGCCACCACGCCUACAAAUCGACUACGGUCUUGACGUGCUCACUGUUGGAGUCGAUGAGUCCUGGAGGAAGGUCGAGGAUGUUUACCACCUCCCCGACUAUGUCAAGCGAUUUUUCUUCAACAAGGCUCCCUUGACUAGUGAAGGUUUCUUGCAUUGGGGAAGGGGGAGAUACUGCGCGACGUUCGAUGUGGAGACGGAGAACAUUACACUGAGUGAAGUCCCUCUUCCUCAUCAAGCUUACCUUGAACGCGACUAUUUUUAUCUGUCAACUGGGAGGUGUCUGUCGCUCCUGGUUGCGUGUGGGGAUCUGUCGUGGGAGGUUUGGGAGAUGAAGUCAGAGACAGGCGAGUGGAGGAAGGCACUGCCCAACGUCGAGUUGGGAGCUGAGAAAUGCAGGAUUCAACAGUUUUCUGAUCGAGCUCUUGAGCCACUUGGUUGGGUUAAAUAUCCACAGGUAUUGGCGUUAUAUUUUGGAGCUUAUUAUUCUGAAAAGCAAUGCCGGCAUUGCAUUUUCUACAAUCUUGAUACGCAUCAACUCGACUCCAUAGAACUACCACAUUCCUAUAGUAGAGAUUAUGAUGCUUUUCCGCAUAAGAAUAAUCUGAUAUGGCUAAGUUAAAAAGAGUAUUAGAAUUGUUAUUGUUUAUAUUUGGUUUAGUUAAAACAGUUCGUAUAUAUUAUUUGCAGAUAUUUUGAUGUUGGUUUAAUAUAUUGAAGGAUGAUAUAACUCUUUCUAGAGAAUAUUUAUGAUCACUUUGAAUGGAUUGUGACCUCACAAUCACAUUGCUAUUCCAUUGCAAA